ACGUGCUCUCGAGCGCAACGCUCCAAUCAGCGUUCAAUUGUAUCGCUGCAGCUAAGAUCAUCGACCCCGGGAGGUCCUUGAGUUUCCCAACAUGAGUAGUUCAGAGGAGGUAUCGUGGAUUUCUUGGUUUUGUGGUCUGAGGGGAAAUGAGUUCUUCUGUGAGGUAGAUGAAGACUACAUUCAGGACAAGUUUAAUCUUACAGGGCUCAAUGAGCAAGUUCCCCAUUACAGACAAGCACUGGACAUGAUUCUGGAUCUUGAACCUGAUGAGGAGUUGGAGGACAACCCCAAUCAGAGUGACCUGAUUGAGCAGGCUGCUGAGAUGCUCUAUGGACUGAUCCAUGCGCGGUAUAUCCUCACUAACCGCGGUAUUGCCCAGAUGCUGGAGAAGUAUCAACAGGGGGACUUUGGCUAUUGCCCACGUGUUUACUGUGAGAAUCAGCCAAUGCUGCCUAUUGGGCUCUCUGACAUACCUGGAGAAGCCAUGGUGAAGCUUUACUGCCCUAAGUGUAUGGAUGUGUACACGCCAAAGUCAUCCAGGCACCAUCACACUGAUGGAGCCUAUUUUGGUACUGGCUUUCCCCACAUGCUCUUCAUGGUGCAUCCUGAGUACCGGCCAAAGAGGCCUGCCAACCAAUUUGUGCCCAGGCUCUAUGGUUUUAAGAUUCAUCCAAUGGCUUACCAGCUACAGCUGCAGGCAGCCUCCAGCUUCAAGAGUCCAGUCAAAGCGAUCCGCUAAUAACCUGAAGAGGGCAUGAGGGGGUGGGAUUGGGAUCGGGUGGGUGGUAGUCUGUCUGUCUACAUGGCCCCACUCUUCUCUUACGUUUUUGUUCUAGAUUCAACCAAGACAAAUGUCUAAAUAUGGAGAGAGUCGGAUUGUAAAACAGACUUUGCAGAGAACAGAAACCUUACCUCUGAAACACUGUACAGAAAAUGAGGUUUUCCUUGUAAAAAAUUUUUUUCAGUUCUUAACCUCUACAUGGAAGUUAUAAUUAAGAAAGAUACAUGAAUCUUGCUCACUCUUUGGUCAUGUUUAUUUCAGUUUGUGUAAUAUUACCAUACAAAACUGUCAUGACUGUAUGGAUACUACAGAGAUAUUUCAUUAUUCAAUCCCCUCCUCGAUUAGACCAGAUCAUUGGCUUUCUUUGAAACCGCUGUUGCAUGUUAAAGGCAGUAUGUUUGAUAUUUGUUUUAAGCUCUAAAUAAUAUUAUUGGGAUUGUCUAUGACUGUUUUUUUGUUGACAGAUUGCAAGUUUUCAGUGCAUGUAUUAGUAGAAAUGGCCAGAAAUGGAAAGACACAAGUACAAUCAGGAAACUCUCUCUGUCUUUAUCUGAUAAAGUAUUUUGUUUUAAUCAGUAGUGCACUUCACUUCAGAACAAUGCCAACCUCCUAUGUUCCUUCAGUGUCAAGAUUACUUACGAGAUUUUAAAAAAUUGACUACAGAGCCACAGUUAGGAUUUUUUUUUACUAUUUGUAAUGGGCCCAAGUUUUUUUUUUUAUGUGUGUGUGUAAAGCAUUUCAUAUGUUAGAGAGGCAUACGAGUAGAAUAUAUAAAUCAAUUUGGAUGCAUUGAAGUUUUUGUGAGUGAUUUGUUUUUGUUGGUCCUUAAUGUUUUUCCCUUUACAGCUGUUGAGAAACCAGGGUUCAGAAUUCAAAAUAAAUGUCUUUUCCUAUAACUGGUGUGAGAGUCCCUCACGUACUUGGGUGAAUCAGAAGCCUUUCAAAUCAGCCUUUCUCAAAGUGUUUUAAAACUCUAGUAGACGUUAACAUAUUUGUUGCUCGUGGUAGCUUUAGAGUUAAAGAAUGUGAAAAAGUAUAUGAUAAAAGUUACUAUCAACAUGAGUUUGUGUAUAUUUUAAAAGUUCAAUUAAUUUUGAGUUUGUUUGAACCUGACUACUGCUAUUACAAUAUCAAUUGCUGGAAAAAGAUGAGACACAUUCAGAUUCAUAGAAACGUCAAUUAUAUACUAUUGUACUAAAUACUUUUAUUAUAAAUGUGCUACAUCCACAAAUGUCAACAAAAUAUUCACCCAUCUGUCCACUAUCUAGUUUAAUAAUAAUAAUAAAAAAAGUUUACUUGAUUCUUU
Molecule: messenger RNA, 2087 nt
Organism: Myxocyprinus asiaticus (Chinese sucker)
Lineage: Eukaryota; Metazoa; Chordata; Actinopteri; Cypriniformes; Catostomidae
Product: casein kinase II subunit beta
Exons: 7
Coding region: 92-739 (215 amino acids)
Cellular component (GO): cytoplasm; protein kinase CK2 complex
Molecular function (GO): protein kinase regulator activity
Source: RefSeq, a predicted model, not a curated record